This is a messenger RNA of Capsella rubella, 2954 nucleotides long. Its product is annotated as U-box domain-containing protein 35. Gene Ontology annotation, biological process: protein phosphorylation. The transcript has 11 exons. Gene Ontology annotation, molecular function: ATP binding; protein kinase activity. The coding region runs from base 386 to 2767 and encodes 793 amino acids. Lineage: Eukaryota; Viridiplantae; Streptophyta; Magnoliopsida; Brassicales; Brassicaceae. The record is from RefSeq and is a predicted model, not a curated record.
UGUGAGGGGAUUACAAAGUUUCAAACUUUUUUUCUCGGAAUUUGAGAUUUUAGGGCUAAAAAUUGGAUUUUGGUGAUAUACAAGUUACUAUUGCGGAGAAUCCGCGACUACCCGAAGCUGUCGGAGAGAGAUACGGAGACAGAGAUGACGAAUGGUUGGUCAAAAGUAUCCAUUGUUGUGUUGUUCAGUUCACCACUGAAUCGAAAUUUUCUAUUUUGGGGGAAGAGGAAUUUUUGAAUCCCUAAUUUAGGAAUGCCGCAGAUUUCUUUAGUACUGAGAAUGAGAUCCUCCAAGAAUUCAGAGGCUAAGAUUGUAGUGAAUCGAGAGAUUGAUAUCGUUAGAUACGGAGAUCUGCAAAAACUAGGGUUCUUAAGCUUUGUAACCGAUGAAGGCUCAGAAGGGAAACUCAAAGAAGAAAAGUUCGAAUUCUGGGUUAGUAGCUGUGGCAGUGGAUAAUAAUAAAGGAAGCCAACAUGCUCUCAAAUGGGCAGCUGAUAAUCUUGUCUCCAAAGGACAAACCAUUAUCCUCCUCCAUGUUAUCCUUAGAUCAUCAUCUGAUUCAGGUGAUAAUACAGAGAAACAUAAGCAAGCCGAGAGUCUUUUUGUGACAUUCCAUUGCUACUGCAGUCGAAAAGAGAUACAAUGCCUUGACGUCACACUUGAGGAUGACAACAUAGUCAAGUCCCUUGCGGAAUAUGUUUCAUCUGGCGUCAUUGAAAAUUUGGUUCUUGGUGCCCCGUCAAGGCAUGGAUUCAUGAGAAAAUUUAAGAUUUCUGAUACACCGAGCAACGUAACAAAGGCAGCACCUGAUUUCUGUACAGUUUACGUCAUUUCGAAAGGGAAGAUAUCAUCCGUCCGCUAUGCAACACGAGCUGCUCCAUAUCGGUCUCCUCUUAUCGGUCAAAUUGAAAACCACUCUGAAAUAUGUAACUACGAAAAGUUCAGGAACACCAUGAGCUUUAGAGAUAGGACUCCAGCAAGGUCUUCGACUGCCAGCUCCAUUGAAGACUAUGGAAAAUCACCUUUGGCGAGAACACCAAACUACGCAAACUCAUUCUAUGAUUUGUCAGACUCGGAGAACGACAUAUCAUUUGUUUGCUCAGGCAGGCCAAGUACCACAAGCUCAGGCCGGCGAAGUACCGCAAGCUCAGGCCGGCCAAGUACCACAGGCUCAGGCAGGCCAAGUACAAGUACCGGAAGGUCUGACAUAUCUUUUGUGAGCUCAGGCAGGCCGAGUACAAGCACUACUGGAAGCCCUUCCUUUUUCUACGACUUUCCUGAUUCUGGUUUAACUCCAAGAAUGUCAACAAGCUCUGGACACUCUAUGCGUCUAGGAAUCAGGUUUAAUGACACCAAUAUCCAACAUGAUUUCUCAUUCGUCUCGCAAGAUAGCGGUCGGUCAUCUUGUUCUUGUUCACCACAAAACUUGGAAGAAGUGGAAGCUGAGAUGAGGAGAUUGAAGCAGGAACUGAAACAAACAAUCGACAUGUAUGGAUCAGCUUGCAGAGAAGCACUAGCAGCAAAGCAAGAGGCAAAGGAGCUCCAACGACAGAAAAUGGAAGAGGAAGGAUGGGUGCAAGAAGGACAGUUAUCGGAGAAAUCUACCAAGUCAAUAGUGGAAAAAGAGAGAGCAAACAAAGCUGCCAUGGAGGCCUCCGAAACAGCAAGCAAGAUAGCAGAUCUCGAAACACAAAGAAGAGCCAUUGAAGCUGCAGGUUCUCUCUCGGAUUCCAAUUUAAGAUAUCGGAGGUAUGUUAUUAGUAAGAUUGAAGAAGCCACUAACUCAUUUGACGAGGCUAAUAAGAUAGGCGAAGGUGGGUAUGGCCCUGUUUAUAAGGGUUAUCUUGAUCAUACCCCUGUUGCUAUAAAAGUUUUGAGACCAGAUGCAGCUCAAGGAAGAUCUCAAUUUCAAAGAGAGGUGGAAGUUCUUAGCUGCAUAAGACAUCCACAUAUGGUGCUACUUAUUGGAGCAUGUCCAGAGUUUGGAGUGCUUGUUUAUGAGUAUAUGGCCAAAGGCAGUUUAGCUGACAGGCUCUAUAAAUAUGAAAACACGCCACCACUCUCGUGGGAGCUCAGGUUCCGUAUAGCAGCCGAAGUUGCGACGGGUCUGCUCUUCCUACACCAGACGAAACCAGAGCCUAUAGUGCACCGUGAUCUGAAACCCGGAAACAUUUUGAUUGACCAGAACUACGUAAGCAAAAUCGGGGAUGUUGGAUUAGCUAAACUAGUGCCUGCAGUUGCUGAAAACGUCACGCAGUGCCUCGUCACUUCAACUGCUGGGACUUUCUGUUACAUUGACCCGGAGUACCAACAAACUGGAAUGCUCGGUGUGAAAUCUGAUGUCUACUCCUUUGGUAUCUUGCUUCUCGAACUGCUCACUGCGAAAAGACCAACGGGUUUGGCUUAUACCGUUGAGCAAGCGAUGGAGCAAGGCACAUUUAAGGACAUGCUAGACCCAGUAGUGCCUAAUUGGCCUGUGGAAGAAGCUCUGUCGUUGGCAAAGGUUGCACUUAAAUGCGCACAGCUGAGAAGGAAAGACCGGCCAGACCUCGGAAAAGAGGUUUUACCAGAGCUCAAUAAACUGAGAGCUCGUGCAGAUGCGAAUAUGGAUUGGAUGAUGUUCAACUUAAGUAGAGGUCUAACACCAAAUCAUAGCCAAGUCUCCUUGCCAACUGUCGAUGAACUGAGCAUAUGCUCGGAUAGCUCUAAUGCACAUUCAAGCACUUUAUCGGACACAGAGAAGAACUCAGACCCAAAUGAAGAGUGACACUAUUUGCCGAAAGACAUGGAGUGAGGCCAUUCUUGUCUUCUUCUUAGUUUUUGUAAACAUGGCCACUAAUGUCUUUUUAGUUUGUUUAAAGCUAUAUAUGUAAUAAUGAAAGUUGUAUGUACACAUUAUAUAACUCGUAAGUCGUAAAAGAAGAAAACAAUAGAGGAGAAAAGUUGAGUCGGGC